This is a messenger RNA of Brassica napus (rape), 438 nucleotides long. RefSeq lists its product as uncharacterized. The transcript has a single exon. The record is from RefSeq and is a predicted model, not a curated record. Bases 1 to 438 code for a protein of 145 amino acids. Lineage: Eukaryota; Viridiplantae; Streptophyta; Magnoliopsida; Brassicales; Brassicaceae.
AUGACUACUAGGAGCAGAGAUGGAACUCGAAAACAGCGAACUAUCAUAAACCUCCACACUUCAACCAUUUCUCCUAUCCCAAAAAGCCACCUAACAGCUUUAAAAGAUCCAAACUGGAAUCCCUCAAUGACUGAUGAGUACGGUGCUCUGGUUAAGAAUAAGACAUUUAGUCUAGUUACACGUCCACCUAAUGCUAACAUUCUGCGCUCCAUGUGGUUAUAUAAGCAUAAGCUUGGUGCAGAUGGAACGGUUACACGCCACAAAUCGCGCUUAGUGGCGAACGACAAGUCACAAGAGCAGGGCCUGGAUUACGAUGAAACGUUCAGCCCCGUUGUGAAGCCAGUAACCAUCCGUUCUGUACUCCACCUAGCUCUGCAACGCGACUGGGAGUCCAUCACCUUGACGUCAAAAAUGCUUCUUGCAUGGGACGUUAGAUGA